This is a messenger RNA of Xenia sp. Carnegie-2017, 604 nucleotides long. RefSeq lists its product as uncharacterized. The transcript is spliced from 2 exons. NCBI's taxonomy places the organism in Eukaryota, Metazoa, Cnidaria, Anthozoa, Malacalcyonacea, Xeniidae. The coding region runs from base 128 to 604 and encodes 158 amino acids. The record is from RefSeq and is a predicted model, not a curated record.
AUGUUAUAGGAAAGAUGCUCAAAAUGAGAGAAAAUACAUAGUGUUUGAUAGUUGCCUGAGACAGUUAGUGAGUCAAUGCCCAUGUUGUGGUGAAAGCUGUUCCAUUGUGACCAAAACGACUGGUAGUAUGGUUAACGUACUAGCAAAAUGUCAUUGUGGUUAUGUUCGAGACUGGAAUAGCCAACCUCUGCAUGGGCGAAUGCCUUUGGGUAACUUGGUCUUUGCUGCCAGCAUCUUGUUUAGUGGUAGUAGCCCCAGCAAAGUUCUUCAAUUCCUUCGUCACUCAGGCAUACAAUUUCUGUCAGAGCGCACAUAUAGCAAUAUUCAAACAGCGUAUUUGAUACCCAGUGUUUCAAAUGUUUGGCAUAUGAACCAAAAGCAUCUUCUAGAAUCAAUCAGAGAAAGGAACAUUAACCUUGGAGGAGAUGGAAGAUGUGAUUCGCCUGGAUAUUGUGCCAAGUAUGGGUCAUAUAGCUGCAUGGAUUUGGAAUCUAACAACAUUUUAGACACACAACUUGUUCAGUCCAAUGAAGUGACGAACUCUGGAGCAAUGGAACUUGAGGGAUUAAAAGAUGUCUGGCAAAGUUUGAUGAAAGUGGGAUGA